This is a messenger RNA of Dendroctonus ponderosae (mountain pine beetle), 2259 nucleotides long. RefSeq names its product pentatricopeptide repeat-containing protein 1, mitochondrial. NCBI's taxonomy places the organism in Eukaryota, Metazoa, Arthropoda, Insecta, Coleoptera, Curculionidae. Gene Ontology annotation, biological process: tRNA 3'-end processing. Gene Ontology annotation, cellular component: mitochondrial matrix. Gene Ontology annotation, molecular function: protein binding; tRNA binding. Bases 88 to 2088 code for a protein of 666 amino acids. The transcript is spliced from 6 exons. The record is from RefSeq and is a predicted model, not a curated record.
CUGUGUUAGUGUACGCGCAUGAUCUGCAUCACUCGUGUGGACUGCCACAGAUCACAGACCAGAAAAUAUCUCCUAUAAAUAGGGGGUAUGUUCUGUGAUCUGUGGCCGCAUGUCAAAAUAACGAGGUUAUGUGAUGUCCAGCCAAACAUUGAGCGAUUAGGUAUGUUUAAGUUAAAAAUAUGCGGAAAUAUCGCCCGCAGUUGCCUUCAAAGGGCCCCAAUUUGUAGUGCAAACGCUGGCGUAAACGGCGCCUCAAUGUUGAGCACUGAUGUUACUCCAGCGCAGUACAAAGGCCCGUACGAGCGGAAACAAAAUUUUGAGUUCCCGGCCCCAUUCAGGGAUAAACGGUUCAGGGCACUGCCUCCUGGAGAGUCCGAGCGGGAGUUCUUGGUAAGGGCCAAGAUGGAUCCAGACAGUUUUGGGGAAAAGCUGGAGGAAACUGAGGAAGACGCCGGAGAUUUGGAGGAGGAGAGGCACAUCGGCGAGCAGCCGUUAGCAUCGCAAAGGCUCUCCACCAAACAAUACGCCACAAUAAUAAAGGACUUUUUGCGGCAGCGCAAAAUCAAAGAAGCAAUCGAUGUGCUGGAGGUGAAAAUGCUGAAGGAGGACCGAGUGAAGCCGGAGAAUUACAUCUACAAUCUAGUGCUGGGCGGAUGUGGGCGCGUCGGCUACACCAAGAAGGCCUUCCAGCUGUACAACAACAUGAAGAAGCGGGCUCUUACAGUAACAGCCGGCACCUACACAGCGCUGUUCAAUGCCUGCUCAAACAGCCCCUGGCCGGCGGAUGGAUUAGCGAGGGCCAACCAACUGUACGGGAUUAUGCAGGAGAAAGGCUACACGCCCAACGACACCAACUACAAUGCGAUGAUUAAGGCCUUUGGGCGGUGCGGCGAUCUGCAGAUGGCCUUUGCUUUGGUCGACCAGAUGCGUGAGGCAAAGCUGCCCCUGCGAGAUGACACUGUUAGCUUCCUGCUGCAGAGCUGCAUUUCCGAUAAGGAGGCGGGCUUCAGGCACGCUUUGCUAGUGUGGAGGAAGCUGACCGAGAAGCGGGUGAAGCCGACCAUUUAUAGCUUCAACCUGUUGCUGAGAUGCGUACGCGAUUGUGGCCUGGGCGAUUUGGAGGCUACCAAGCAGGUCAUGGAGAAGUUGCUCAAUGUAGAGCGGGCGCAGUUGGCUCUGGUGAGUGGAGCGGAUCAGACGGCUCUGAUCGCCAAAGGGACUGAUGGGGAUGUGUCGGAUUUGAGGCCCAAUCUUCUGGCUGCGGUGCCCCAUUUGGGCAGUGUGUUGAGCAUCUCCGAAGUGAAGAACCCUGAAGAUCGACUGCUAUUGCUUGGAGGCUGCCAGGGCUUUAUCGAAACCAUGUUGCUUCACAAGUGCGCCCCCGAUAUCAAGACGUUCACUCUACUGUUGGACAGUUUGCCGAAAACGACAGCAGCUGAAAAAGAGCUGAUCGUCACGAUGAAGAAGCUGAACAUCCGGCCCGAUGUGGAUUUCUACAACAUGCUGAUGAAGAAGAGGAGUAUGCGAAAGGAUUACGAAGGCGCCAAGCAGGUGUUGACACAGAUCAAGCAGACGAAGAUGCGCCCCGAUCUGAUCACGUACGGAGUGCUGGCGUUGGGUUGCACCAACAAAGAAGAAGCCCUGGACUUGGUCAGCCAAAUGAACCAAACUGGCUACACGUUGAACGCGGCGAUUUUGGGAGCCAUGCUGAGGCAGGCCUGCGUCCAUAUGGAGUUCGACUACAUCUUCGAGGUGAUGGAGUUGUGCCUUCGGGAGUGCGUCCCGGUAAACAAGAUGUUCCUCGACCAUCUGCACUCGUUCAAAAAGUCGUGCCGCCACAAGCAAAACGCCAAGGAGCUGAGUCAUCAACAGGUGCGGAAGUUUGGAGUGUUCAAGAAUCGACUGGAAACGUGGCUGACUGAGGUGCAAAUCGACGAAGCGGAGGACGCGCAUCCCUGGCAGCAGUUCCGCCAGAACUAUCCUGAUGAGGUCCGGUUCAAGCCGAAGGAUUCCGCACGAUUUAAGGCACGGCAUACGUCGCGUUUCAAAGUGAAAACAUCCAGCAAACAUCGAAGAGGCGAUUGGUAAGCAUACGUUCAUGUGAUGAGUCUAAAUUUACUCGCCUAAAUGCUCUCCUAGUAUCUCACUCUUAAUAGAUUGCGAACUUUAGAGUUAACUAAAGGCAAAAACUUAGUAGCGCAUCCAAACAGUUUAAAGCCCUUUUCGGUUAAUAGAAAAACCAGUGUAGUCUUAGCGUUC